AGUUGGCUUAACAAAUAUAUCAAUGUAGAUAGCAAAUUAAAGCUCUUACAUGUUCGUGAGCGUGUGUCUACAGCAAACUCACUUGUAUCUACUUUGACCCGCUGGACCAUGUCGGAUCGUAUGUUUGGCAAUGACCCUGAUGUUAUGAUCUUACGUAAUCUCAAUAACAAGUUAACACCCGAUGAACGGUAUACACUCUGUGUUUUGAAUAAUAUUCUUGGUGCAUUGGUGUUUAGUUCUGACAAUGUUUCCCUUUACGGAGAAGACGAACAUCUUUUGUACGCUGCUACUUUCCCCAAGGUGAUUUCCCAUGUGCAGAGUGUCUUAGAAUUCAGACAUAACUGUUUCCUUGUCAAGUUCGUCGUGAAAGACAAUAACGGAACUGUUCGCCGCUACACUACAUACUCUAACUUGACUGAAGAAGAACAGACCAUUUAUCUACCUGAAUCAUCUCCUGAUACACACAUUCUUUUUGCCACUGACAAUGAUAUGCAUAUGAGCCAAUGUGAUAGAGAUGAGCCCUUAUUCUAUCAUCCAUCCUCUGCUACCAGGUUGAAGCAACACGAAACCAAAACAUUUUUGCAUGUCCCUAAACCCAGCAGUGAUAAGGACGAGGUUUUACUUUUAGGUACUGUCAGUCAUAUUGUACCUGGUGCUGAGUUAGAUCAAUUCAAGAAGGAUGCAACUACAGGUGAAAUCAAUAUCACCUAUAGAGAUGAAAAUACAAGACAUAAAAAAGUGUUUGCAAGUUACGGUGUCUAUCUUCAUGAACAUCGUUCAUUUGUGCCUCCUGUGUUUAAGGUGAAUGGUGUUCAGGCCGAUUACGAAUAUAUCCCUGUCGCUGGCCAUGGAGAAGGCCGUCCCAAGAGCGAAGUUUUGGCUUUCGUUGUAGAGAAGUUUUAAAUUUUAUCCUAGAAUAUUUUUUUUAUAAAACCGUGUCAUCUAUAAUAAAUAAAUGUAUUCAUACUAUGCGUAUCAGCUACAAAAUUAAAUGAA
Molecule: messenger RNA, 996 nt
Organism: Mucor mucedo
Lineage: Eukaryota; Fungi; Mucoromycota; Mucoromycetes; Mucorales; Mucoraceae
Exons: 1
Coding region: 109-903 (264 amino acids)
Source: RefSeq, a predicted model, not a curated record